Molecule: messenger RNA, 963 nt
Organism: Psilocybe cubensis
Lineage: Eukaryota; Fungi; Basidiomycota; Agaricomycetes; Agaricales; Agrocybaceae
Exons: 3
Coding region: 1-963 (320 amino acids)
Biological process (GO): regulation of cyclin-dependent protein serine/threonine kinase activity
Cellular component (GO): nucleus; cyclin-dependent protein kinase holoenzyme complex
Molecular function (GO): cyclin-dependent protein serine/threonine kinase regulator activity; protein kinase binding
Source: RefSeq, a predicted model, not a curated record
AUGGCCUCUCCCGCUUCCUCAUCGUCGUCCAUGUCUUCCAGCUCUUCUCCUGUCCACCACGCCAGCCUCGUAGACCCCGCCCGCCACAAUCCAGCUCUCCUACAGCUUGUCGACUUCAAGGUCUCAAGGCAGGUCAUCGAAUACACAAUCGACAUAGUCGUCGAGACUGUUGACUACGCUUUGGGACGAACAACUCCAUCUUCUUCGCGCGGACGCCCUCUCCGUCGGCCAGAACAUGCAAAGUUCUCCGACUUCGUAUCUAAAGUCCUCACCCGCGCCGAGGUCACAAUGCCAACUCUUCUCGCGACCCUCGCAUACAUCGACAGGGCUCGCCCCCAUCUCCACAUCGGUAUGGAGGAGUGGGCUUUGGAGCGAGUAUUUCUCGGGGCUCUCAUCGUGGCGUCAAAGUAUCUCAACGAUUCGACGCUCAAGAACGUUCACUGGGCCAUGUGCACGAGUGUAUUUGGAAAGCGGGAUGUGGGCCGCAUCGAGCGCGAGUUCCUCGAUGUGCUCAACUUUGAGUUGAAGAUUACGGAGGAUGAUCUCAUGAGCCACUACCAGGGAUUAGCAGAUGCUGUCUCGCUAUCAUCUUCCCGGCGCCCCGUCGAAUCCGUCAAGGAGGCCAGCCUCCCCACCUACACCCACACGGAGAGACGCCACUCCCGCCGUCGCCCCGCACCAGUUGCAUCUGCAGUCCCCGAACUUUCUCCUCCCAGCCCCGUUUCUUCCUCAUCAUCUUCAUCAUCAUCACCAUCCGACUCGCCGCGCACUCCAGAGUCGAUGGACAUCGACCCCGCGUCACCUGCCAAGCGCUCGAUGGAGCACCCGUCGAAACACCACAUUCAGCUACCGCUGCCGCACCAGGCGAACCCAACCACAGCGCGCAAGAUGAUGAACGCUGCGCAAUUCUCGACGAUGGAGCUGCUGCGGUCCUUCCCCAUACCCAGAAUGACCACCGCAUGA